This is a messenger RNA of Talaromyces stipitatus ATCC 10500, 1680 nucleotides long. Its product is annotated as maltose permease, putative. The record is from RefSeq and is a predicted model, not a curated record. Gene Ontology annotation, molecular function: carbohydrate:proton symporter activity. The coding region runs from base 1 to 1593 and encodes 530 amino acids. Gene Ontology annotation, biological process: carbohydrate transport; transmembrane transport. Gene Ontology annotation, cellular component: membrane. NCBI's taxonomy places the organism in Eukaryota, Fungi, Ascomycota, Eurotiomycetes, Eurotiales, Trichocomaceae. The transcript is spliced from 2 exons.
AUGGAGAAACAACCUGAAGAAGACUGGGUGGAGACCACUGCCAAAGAGACAAUGAAGAAGGACAAUAUCACCGACCUUGCCAGCCGUGCUACGGCAAUGGAGCAUGAACUGGGAUACUGGGAAGCAUUCAAGAUCUACAAGAAGGGAAAUUUUUAUGCUCUACCGGCUUUCCAACAAGCUUUUGGUCAAGAGGUACCUGGCCAUGGUUAUCAGAUUCCUGCACGCUGGCAAGUUGCUAUGUCUAUGGGUUCUCUAGUCGGCCAAGUCGUCGGUGCAUAUCUUGUCACGUAUCCGAUGGAAAAGUACGGCCGAAAGAAAACGUUUGCUGUAUGCCUAGUAUUGACUGCGAUCUUGACCUUUAUGCAAUUCUUCGCUAGCAGUAUCGGCAUCCUCGCAGCCUCACAGUAUAUGUCUGGCAUUGUUUGGGGCAGUUACUGCGUUAUAGCAACAACCUAUGCCUCGGAAGUGCUGCCGUUGCGUCUUCGUGGCUUCUUGACAGGCUACAUCAACCUGUGUUAUGUGAUGGGCCAGUUCAUCCAAACCGGAGUAACUCGCGGCUUCAUCAACCGAAUCGAUCAAUGGGCUUACCGGAUUCCUUUCGCUAUUCAGUGGGUUUGGCCCAUCGUUCUCCUCGCUGGACUUCCCUUUGCGCCCGAGUCUCCCUGGUGGCUUAUACGUCAGGACAAUCGUAUGGAUGAUGCUGAGAAAGCUCUACUGCGACUGCUCAGGCCAACACCAAAAGUCGACCCAAAAGAGAUAAUAGCUAUGAUGGUCAAGACCGACACCUUUGAACGCGAAAUCGAAGUUGGUAGCACAUAUGCCGACUGCUGGAAGGGGUCAAACCGGCGCCGAAUGGAGAUUUGUAUCUGUCUGUUUGUCAUUCAGAAUUUCUCUGGAAACCCCGUUGGCUUUGCAACGUACUUCUUCGAACAGAUUGGCCUUACCAGUGUGCAGUCAUUUGAUAUGGGUGUUGGAUUAAAUGGGUUGGGAUUCGUAGGAACAUUGUGUUCUGCUAUUCCCUUGAUUUAUUUCGGAAGAAGAGUGUCAUACAUUUUCGCGGUUUCGUUCAUGGUUACAGUCCUCUUCAUCGUUGCGCUGAUUUCGUUUGCCCAUGAUUAUACGACUAACUACUCUUAUCGAUGGGCUCAAGCUACUUUACUCAUUAUUCUACAAUUCGUUUGGCAGGCUACGCUUGGUCCCCUUACCUACGUUGUCGUCUGCGAGACACCUUCCACCAAACUAAGGUCCAAAACGCUUGCUAUUGCAACAUCUAUUGACGCUCUUACUGGUUUGGUCACCACUGUUAUUGGUCCAUAUCUCCUCAACCCAGGAGCAGCAAAUGCAGGGGCAAAGAUUGAGUUCUUAUACGGUGGGAUUUCCGUUUUUUCUUUGAUCUGGUGCAUUUUCCGUCUUCCGGAGACAAAGGGGAGGACUUUCGAAGAACUUGAUAUCCUGUUUGAGAGGAGAGUCCCUGCAAGAAAAUUCAAUGCAUAUGUUAUUGAAGAUUUGGACGCAGAGGAGAUCAAAAUUGCUGCUUCAAGUGGUAAUGUUAAAGCUUUCCCAUCUAAUGUUGACCAGGCACCAGAUGUAUGAAUGUUUAUCCUGCAAAGAUAAUAUCGAGGAAAACGCAAUUUGAAGUCAACAUAAAAUAUAUAGUGUCUAUGCUGCAUUGUAGUAAUU